This is a messenger RNA of Solea solea (common sole), 2568 nucleotides long. RefSeq names its product CDC42 effector protein (Rho GTPase binding) 3 (gene cdc42ep3). The record is from RefSeq and is a predicted model, not a curated record. NCBI's taxonomy places the organism in Eukaryota, Metazoa, Chordata, Actinopteri, Pleuronectiformes, Soleidae. The transcript is spliced from 2 exons. Bases 970 to 2043 code for a protein of 357 amino acids.
GGGGUGUGUUUGUGCAUGUGCGAUGGUCAGAUAAGGGCAGAGAGGCGAGGCUUUAAAGAGACACAGGGAGAAUCCAGGCCAGUGUCUGCCGGCUGCAUAGUUGUUAUCAGAUGUGGGCAGGGAGGGAACGAGUGCACACACUCACACAAUCACUGUGCAUAUUAUGUAGGAUUGUUUUCGGGCAGGGAGUCGGCCAGACAUCCCGUCAGGCAUCUGCCUGUCUCUGCACAGUGCUAAUUUUUGGGGGGCUGCAAGACCAGAGCUUGUGAUCACUCAUCACCACAGCCUAACCAAGGAGCAGGAAGCAGGGAGGAUCCUCAAACACCACAGAGCUGCUUAAAAAAUCUCAGCUCUGUGUAGAGAGAGGACAGAAAUGCACAGGUGUUGCUAGAGAGAGAGAGAGAGAGAGAGAGAGAGAGAAGGGAGCAGAGACAAGGAGAGAGGGAGAGAGAGAGAGAGAGAGAGGAAGGGGGAAGGUGUAGGAGGAGACUUGACUGGCUUCAUAGGGGAAUAGGAGCCAGAGAGCAAUUCCAAAACAGCUGUCCGGCAGACGUCCCAGUCGUCAGAAGUGCAGCCCGAGGCAGAGUCAGGAGGCAGGGCAGUGUCAACAAGCCACAGGAGCAGCACAGCAGCCACUCAACACACACAUAAAUGUGGGGCUGCAGCAUUUGGGAGAACACCAGUGGUACCCGUGAAGGAAUCGAGCUUGAGAAUCCCCAUCGGAACAUCUGAAGUGAGUACAAGUGCCCAUUGGACCUUUCUACACCAGCAGACGUGUCUCAUUUGGAUUCCUGUUUCCCGAUCGAUGCUGCAACUGCUGCAAUUAUUUUUGGAGUCCUGUUUGACCAGCGUGCUUCUGAGGAUGUAACUCUAGCUUCGCCCCUGAGGAACUGUAACGUCCAGAGCUUAAAGAGCACAUCCAACUUGUCCAUCCAGCAUUUAUCUGAGCUCUUCGUCACAGAAACAGCCAUGCCAGCAAAAGCCCCCAUAUACCUGAAACCAACCAAUAAUAAAAAGGGGAAAAAAUGUCGUCUCAGAGAUAUGUUGUCCCCAGAUAUGAUCAGUCCACCACUCGGGGACUUUCGUCACACAAUCCACAUUGGCAGGGGUGGGGAGAGGGACGUCUUUGGAGACAUGUCCUUCCUCCAGGGGAAGUUUGAGCUUUUACCAGGGAAGGUGGAUGUCCACCCUCAGUAUGGCAUCCAAGGCGAGUUUCUGCGAGCAAACAGUAUCGGCGAUGCUUCCUUCGCAGAGACUCCCUCUCCGGUACUCAAGAAUGCCAUCUCCCUCCCAACUAUUGGUGGCUUCCAGGCCCUCACCCUUCCACUGAUAUCCUCCACUGUGUUCUCCAUGCCCCCAGAGCCAUUGGACAACAUCAUGGGGCCUGCAGCUCCAAUGAAACCGGACUGCUCUGAGGCAGUCGAGAUCCUACAGAUGGAUGCUUUGUUGCGUUCCAUGGAUGUCUUUGGCAACGGGUCGUCAUCUCCUUCCACAGAUAUCCAGUCAAAGCCAGAUGUCCUAUUGGAUCUGCUGGAAAACACCGAUAUGUCCACCUCUAAGGCAGUUGCCAAAGCCAACAAAAUAAAUAAGAGUGAAAGUAUAUUUGAUAAGUCAUCAUCUUAUUAUAUCAACAGCCACAGCAGCAGCAUCUACAAAGCUAACGGAAGUCUGAACAGCACCAUAAGCACUGACAGCUUUGACAGCUUUAGCGGCAAAGGGGACUUUCCAAACAAGAACUGCAAUGGUAAGGCGAGUCUCAGCAGCAACAGCAAUAUUUAUGGACACUUUAACAAUGACAUUAGCCUGGGCUUCAAUCAGGAGCUUCCAAAGUGCAACAGAGAGUGGGUGGAUAGGGACAGUGGUGUGGAGGAGGGUCGCAUCUGUGAUUUUAAUUUUGAGUUUUCCAAGGAGAAGAGCACGUCGCAGGACUCCCUCACCCAGAUCACAGGGUCAUUCCUCUCCCUCGAACUUGAUCUGGGCCCAUCCAUCCUCGAUGAUGUGCUCAACAUAAUGGAUAAACCCGCAGCAAAGAGCAGGCCUUGAGCUGUGGUGAGGUCCUAAAGAAGAAGAGGAAAGGAAUUUUCAAACUAUAGCCACGUGGAGAGAGACUCACAAAGCAAUCAAAAUGGUGUCUGGAUAUAUCAUUAAGAUCAAAAUGAGCUAGAAAAGACUGAGUUGCUUAUGUUGUCAUUGUCAAAACACGUAAAUAUUCUUGCUUCUAUGGAGUGUUGAUUCUUCUAUUUGUUCUUUAUCAUGCUAGCUGCAUGUGUAGGAUGCAUGUGAUAGUGGGUAACAGCUAGAUCACAGCCAUUGUGCCUUUGCUUUUAAUUUACUUUACGUGUUUUACGUUGACUUUCACGGUAUCAUUUUAAGGCUCCUUGCUUUUUUUACGCUGUCAGACUCUCGAUGAACAUUUAGCAUUCUGUGAAUUUAAAUGUGUUUAACAAAGCACUCAUUUGUUUGUCACUUAGGUCAUUUCCCACAUGACAAUUUCAAACAGAACACUAUGCAUAUUUGUGUUUUUGAAACUGUAACACAAAUAAAUUAAUUUUGUGCCAUUUUGGCCAA